This is a messenger RNA of Mauremys reevesii (Reeves's turtle), 788 nucleotides long. Its product is annotated as maestro heat-like repeat-containing protein family member 2B. The record is from RefSeq and is a predicted model, not a curated record. Bases 381 to 770 code for a protein of 129 amino acids. Gene Ontology annotation, cellular component: cytoplasm. The transcript is spliced from 3 exons. NCBI's taxonomy places the organism in Eukaryota, Metazoa, Chordata, Testudines, Geoemydidae.
UAUUCACAUUAAACCCAGUCUUCUGAUGUGCUGAACAGUUUUCUGAGAUGCUAAGUACCCUCAGCUCCCAUUAAAGUCAAAAGGAAUUGGGAGUGCUCAGCAUCUCACUCCUGGUGGGUUGACUGACCCUGAAUAGAAAUGCCAGCAGGGUACAUAACAUGAUACUUUCUGUGGGUCCAACAAAGAACGUUGGCGUAGGUCCCAUUUAGCCUUGAAAGCGCAGGCAUGUUACAGCUUGGCAGAGCAGGGGUUUUCGAAGGACUGAUUGCAAAGGAGAUUCCUGGGACGACUCUUCUUGCUAACCUAGCUGACAUUAUUGUUUUGCCUCCUGCUUCAUAGGAAACACAGAGAAUUCCCUGGACCACGUGCAGUGGGAGCACAUGCUGCUUCAGUUCCUAAGAACAUCUCUGGGGAUGAUAGACGACAGUGCCUGGAGCAGCCAGAUAAGCCUUGAGUUGAACCAGCAGAUGGCCAGCUAUACCAGCCCCUCCCGUGAAAAGAGUUUCCUGUAUAAGGCGCUAGGAACGUCCUUAGCAGUUUGUCAGGACCUGGGCCACGUUAAAUCCCAGCUUCAUCAAUUUUUGAAAGCAACAGAUUAUAUGGAAGCCCCUGAGAGACAGGUGAGGACUCUGUCCCUCUCCCCACUUUACCAAGUAACCCCUGAAUGCUUCCUGUGGGGCUCAGCUCUGAGCUGGCCUGGGACAGAUGCCAUUUCGCUUCAUAUCCUCUUCAUUGCUGUUUCACUCAGCCCCCGCUGCCCAUGGGUCUGACGCCUGACUCGCGCUUUA